UACGCCAAAUUUCAAGUCCAAACUCAAGUUUCUCUCUUUUCGUUUGACUUCAACCCGAUAAUCGAUGGUUUUGUUUGAUCAACAGCUGGUUGGACAAUAUUCUCCAUCCCGCCCCGCCCCCUCGAGCUGUUAGCCAAUGACCACCUCCACAGAGCCUACGUCACGUUGUUUACCCGGAAGUACAUGCACGCAGUCACCGCAGCGUUUAGUGGAUGAAUUUCUGUCCAUUUUUGCUCUAAAGUGAGCUCAUUAAAAUGUACAGCGGACUCCUGCCUAAAGGCUUGACCGAGGAAGACCUGAGUCCAGAUGAGGAAGACGGUGGUGAAUGUUCGGUUAAACCCCCUGGAUGUCCCGCAGGACCGUCCACGGCGGAGACUGCGUCCGCCCACGGCGGCAGCAACCCACAAACAGGCGACAUGCCGGGGGUCCCCCAGGAAAUGUGGCGAUUCCAGGACCUGCGAAAGAGGAAAAAUGAAACGAAAACGAUAAAGAUUCGCGAAAAACGAAGAAAAAGACGCAGAAAAGGAGCAGAAAGACGGGAACCUGCAGGAACCAGGGAGCAGGAAGAGGAGCAGCAGAAACACUGGAAUGACUUACAGCAGUAUUUCGGCGUAAAUGAUCGAUUUCAGCCUCCUCCUUGUUCCAAACCGCCUCCAAAGUCCGGCCUAGAAAAGAACAUUGAGAGGGCCAUCGCUGAAGGGGACUUUGCAAAGGCGGAGGAGAUGAGCGACAGACUCGCCACUCGAGAGCUGGCCGUGAAAAUCGCAGAAGCCGCCGACUGUCGAGACUUUGUUCAGCGCAAACAGGAAGAGGAAGCUUCCAGGGCGGCGCAGAAGAGAAAGGAGCAAAUCACCUGGGGGUUCGAGGCAAAGAAACGAUGGGAAACCAAAAGCAACAUGGGCUUCAUGUGACACGCACUGCUCUGCUUGAAGGCUUUGGAGGAUUUGCACCAGCAACCAUUGAAGAGGAAAAGUCAGGCUCUUGGCUGACAGCAAGCCCAUCCAGAGGGUUUCAGAGAAAAAGCCAUCAGGCGUUGGAGGAAAUGCCGGAGGCGCCCAUCGGCGUCUGCAUUGUGUUUUCCAUUCCAUUGCAGAGAUUUGAGCUUUCUGGCUCCGUUUUCCCCUUCAAAUUAAAUCUGGUGUACAUUACAGGAUGAGGCGUUUAUUUAUUGCUGUAAAGUGGGUUAAUCAUGGAGGCGCUCCUUUCUUCUGAGCAGGAAGUAAAAGAAAAGAUUAGGACUCUAAUGCAAUGAACAGGAUAAUGCGCCGUAGGAUUCCAGAGUGGAAUUGAAAUGUGGCUGCUGGAAAUUGUUUGGAGCUGUGGUAAAGUUGAAGUUUGAAACGGAGGCUUUGCUGUUGGCGUUGGUCCACGCUGAAGACGAGCUUUGUCUCUGUGUUCGAACACGCGGCGUGUCCUCGUGCCCACGCGUGCCGCUAUUGUCUGCUGAGCUGCAGCAUCUGCUCUAGAAAGCAUCAACCGCUUUGAUCUCUGCAGAUCUGCAGCUCCUUCAAACUUCCCGAAUGCUCCUUCAGAUUUCACCAACACUGCACUGCAAUAAAGAAAAACAUAAUUA
Oryzias latipes (Japanese medaka) is the source of this 1573-nucleotide messenger RNA. RefSeq names its product family with sequence similarity 204 member A (gene fam204a). The record is from RefSeq and is a predicted model, not a curated record. NCBI's taxonomy places the organism in Eukaryota, Metazoa, Chordata, Actinopteri, Beloniformes, Adrianichthyidae.